CGGUUCGCGGGUUCUGGUAGCAGUUCCUGGAGUUGACUAUAAAAGCAUUGUUCUAGCUGUCAAUUGGUGUCACAGUUAGUUGGUACGUUCUGUUGCUAGGAAGCCAAAAAUCUUAGUUCUAAAUCACAAAUCAAAAUGAAAGUCGCUGCCAUGUUUGUUGUGCUCGCGUUGGCUUUGGCCGCCGAAGCGAAUCCAGUGUGGCAUCACGCGCCCCCCGCUCCAUGGCACACAGGAUGGCAUGCAGGCUGGCCAGCAGCGGUUCCACUAGGAGUUCCAAUCGGAGUUCCGGCUCCGGCUCCAGUGGUGGCCGUUGAUGCAGCAGUUGAUCCCGCGCCCGUUGCAACAUCCGUCACUGCAACGCGAGGAGCGGUUCACGUUGCCCCGCUACCCGGCCAUGCCAUCAACCAGCAACAGUUGAAUCUGGCAUUGGCUCCAGGAACUGCCUAGAACUGUCGAUCUCCCACUUUCCGGUACACUGUUGAAACGAAGAAAAGCUCCCCCUAUCGAUGCAAUUUCUUUCUACACUAUCAGUGCGCAAAUAUCUUCGAAUAAAUCUUUAUUCCUCUACAUACACAA
Messenger RNA from Malaya genurostris, 576 nucleotides. RefSeq names its product adult cuticle protein 1-like. Bases 136 to 447 code for a protein of 103 amino acids. The transcript is spliced from 2 exons. The record is from RefSeq and is a predicted model, not a curated record. NCBI's taxonomy places the organism in Eukaryota, Metazoa, Arthropoda, Insecta, Diptera, Culicidae.